AAUCAUCAUCGAUGUUGCAGUGCUCUGCUAGUAUGGUCUGAAGGGAGAGGCUGAGAACCACAUCACAUUUUAACAACAGAAAUCAUUACAACCAUGGAAUUGUGUGAGAUACUGUACAACAAGGCGGAAUACAUUGAAACGGCGUCUGGUAACAAAGUGAGCAGGCAGUCGGUGCUGUGCGGCAGUCAGAACAUCGUCCUCAACGGCAAAACUAUAGUAAUGAAUGACUGUAUAAUCCGUGGAGACCUGGCCAAUGUCAGGGUGGGGAGGCACUGUGUUGUGAAGAGCCGGAGUGUCAUUCGGCCGCCGUUCAAAAAAUUCAGCAAAGGGUGAGUUCUGCUCCAACCUCUUCUAGACCAGGGGU
This is a messenger RNA of Oncorhynchus tshawytscha (Chinook salmon), 364 nucleotides long. Its product is annotated as dynactin subunit 5-like. The transcript is spliced from 3 exons. Bases 94 to 333 code for a protein of 79 amino acids. The record is from RefSeq and is a predicted model, not a curated record. Lineage: Eukaryota; Metazoa; Chordata; Actinopteri; Salmoniformes; Salmonidae.